Mycetomoellerius zeteki is the source of this 3684-nucleotide messenger RNA. RefSeq names its product Nuclear hormone receptor HR96 (gene Hr96). Gene Ontology annotation, biological process: positive regulation of transcription by RNA polymerase II; cell differentiation; negative regulation of transcription by RNA polymerase II. The transcript has 6 exons. Gene Ontology annotation, molecular function: zinc ion binding; nuclear receptor activity; RNA polymerase II cis-regulatory region sequence-specific DNA binding. NCBI's taxonomy places the organism in Eukaryota, Metazoa, Arthropoda, Insecta, Hymenoptera, Formicidae. The record is from RefSeq and is a predicted model, not a curated record. Bases 724 to 2955 code for a protein of 743 amino acids.
GAAGAGUUUCCGCAUUUAGUUUUCUGCGCUUUUCUGUCAAAAUUAUCCAACACUUUUAUCAGGAAGAAAAAGAAAUUUUUCGGAGACUCGGGCUGCGUUCAUUUUGGAUGCUUUCAACGCUUACAUCCUUAAUUCCUUAUUUUACGAUAAUCUUUCCGAAAGUCUGUUUGAAAGUGCGCGCGAGAAUGGCCUGCGAUCACGUGGACGUUGUGGAGGUCGUGGUCGUGGAUAAGGCCUAGUUACAUUUCGAGAACAUGUUUGCGAUGUCGUGGUACCUCCAAUGAUAGAUGCAUCUGCAGUAUAAAGGAUAGACUAGGCAAGAAAGAGAGAGAGGGACGGCGGGAUGAACGGAUUAUACGACGAAUUUGUGCGCACUGUCUCAUUAACUGUUGACAAGUGGAGCCGUCAAUUGAGUGCCUCAUUCGGCACUAUUACUUAGGAAACUUUUGUAGGCGCGGAUUUGAGCGGGGCCUGUUUAGCUACGUUGGGCGAGGAAGAGGAAGAAGAAGAUGCUGUCGUGAAACGACCUGGCCCCCGGCAGGCACUACGGAUGCGAUAAACAAUGUUGACGUGAGUCAAUGGCGCUCCGCGAGCAAGAGGACGUUGCAAGGGACGGGAUAAGACGAGGGUGAGAGGAGAGCGAAAGCAAGAUUACAGAACGAUGUUACUGCCUGUGCGAGUAGAUAAGACGUGUUAAUCGUGGAGAACGCUGAUCCAAGAGCAAUGGAUGAUGAACAGCCGGCGAGGGAAGCCAACAAGAUCUGUGGAGUCUGUGGUGACCGGGCACUUGGUUACAACUUCAACGCUGUCUCUUGUGAGAGCUGCAAGGCUUUCUUCAGGAGAAACGCAUUGAAGAACAAGGACUUUAAAUGCCCCUUCACGGAAAACUGUAACAUCACGACUAUAACCAGACGAUUUUGUCAAAAAUGUCGUUUGGACAAAUGUUUUAAUAUUGGCAUGCGCAAGGAAUAUAUCAUGUCUGAGGAGGACAAGGUCCUGAAACGUAAGAAAAUCGAAAAGAAUCGCGCAAAGAAACGAUCUCAGCUUGACAAUGGUAAAACAUCGAAGACCAAAAAGGACUGCGUAGACGACUGUACGUUUGAAGACACGUCAAUGUCGGUCAAUUCGGUCGCGUCGACAAUAUCGGAAACAUACUUUUGGGAAUCCGAUAGAAAAUACACAGACCUAGAUAGCAAUAGGCAAAACGUCGUUGAAAGUAUGAGUCCAGUGACAGCAGCGAGCGUGCCAAGUCCUUCAAGUCCAUCAGAGAAUACGAAUAUUGCUGAAACAAAGACUUUAGACAUGCUGAAGGAGUCCGUUCACGGUUUGAGGACUAAUCUUGCAAGCCGCGCGAGAUUCGCCGAUCUCAAUGUGGCGCCUCAGAGUAUAGGGACGGACAAAAACUCUUCUCCGAAUUCAGGGAAAUACGAGCAAAAUUCGCUGCAAUUCAAUUCCGAGUUUGCAGAUGUUAACCGCGAAUCAUCAAACUACAGCUCUGCGUUCGAAGAAAACGUGUCAAAUUAUUCCAAAUUUGAGCAAACUCGUGAACAGAAUUCCUACGUAGAUCGCGCUUUGCAAGGCGAGACAAGUCAGUCUGACCUGGGUUUGUUGUCGCAACUUACGAAAGAGGAGACAUCAAUAUGUCAAAAGCCGAAGGAAACAUGUUCAAGCGGGAGUAAUUUGGUCGCAAAAUUUAAGCAGAAUCCUAGCCUACUAACAAAGUUUGUCAGUAAUCCAAAUUUAGUAGCGAAAAUAUUUCAAGAUCGGAGAGUAAUAAUGAAGAUUAUGACAGAUCCUGAUAUGGUCACGUGCUUGGCAGCGGAUCCAUACAUCACGCAAUUCUUGGAGGAGAACAACACACUCGAUACAACGAUCAUUGGGCGUGAUGUCAAAACAAAAGUUCAAUCCAAAGAAGCUCCGGAAAAUAAUAGCGGUUCGGAUGAUUCUAGAUAUACGCCAAGAUCUAAAGGGAGUCACGUGGAAAAUCCAAUCUUGACGGACUUGAUUACGAACCGUAACACGGAAGAUUGCAAAGAUCAAAAUUUAGAACCUAAUACAAAUGCAGACUGGAAUAAAAAUACAGCUGACGUUACCAGAGAUAUUCUUCAAGAUGUUCAAAGGAUAGCAAUUGCUGCCAAUUCUAUAGAGUCUAUCUUAUGUGAAGCCAUCAAGUUAGAAUACUCAGCAUUUUCUAGUUUCGGUGGUAACCAAAGCAGCAGAGAAUUGAAUGACGCUGAGAGAGCGAAAUUGAAUGAGCUGAUAGUUGCUAACAAAGCAUUAUUAGCUCCGUUAGACGAUGAUAUAACAAAUUUGAUUGACGAAGAUUGUAAAUUUAAAAGUAAUUUUGGACAAUCUGAUCCAAUGUUGUUAGACGUUAUAAAUUUAACGGCUAUAGCAAUUAGACGCUUGAUAAAGAUGUCUAAGAAGAUAAACGCCUUUAAGAAUAUGUGUCAAGAGGAUCAGUUGGCUCUGUUAAAAGGUGGCUGCACAGAAAUGAUGAUCUUAAGAUCGGCCAUUAAUUACGAUCCGGAUAAAGACAUGUGGAAGAUACCUCAUAGUCAAGAAAGCAUGUCAAGUAUCAAAGUUGACGUUCUGAAAGAAGCGAAAGGAAAUUUAUAUGCGGAGCAUGCAAGGUUCGUCAGAACAUUUGACCCCCGGUGGCGAGAUGAAAACAUCAUUUUGAUUUUAAGUGCAAUUGCUUUGUUUACUCCCGAUAGACCGAGAGUUGUACAUGGUGAUGUUAUUAAAUUGGAGCAGAAUUCGUAUUAUUAUCUCCUUAGACGGUAUCUCGAGAGUGUUUAUCCUGGUUGCGAAGCUAAAUCCACAUUCCUCAAAUUAAUACAGAAGAUUUCUGAACUUCAUAAACUGAAUGAUGAGGUCGUGGGAGUUUACUUGAACGUCAAUCCAUCCAGCGUAGAGCCGUUACUUAUAGAAAUAUUCGAUUUAAAGCACUGAUUGUUAGUUUGUAAACUCAUGAGUUUCUACUUUAUGCGUAUAAUGGGAAAAUUGAAUUAGUGCAUUCGAAUAUAGCAUUCGUUGCGCAUUAUGUUUCUAGGGUUAUCCAUAAACGAGAAAACUAUGCGAUAGGUAUAUUACCGAUCUGGAUAUUUUUUUUAUGAAAAUGUGAUUAUUGUAAGUAUAAUUUCAACUGUACAAACGACGGUAUCAAUACGUUUAAAUAUCUUCAAGCGAUGAAAUGAAAACUAUAUGUAUAUAUAUAUAUGUAAAAAUAUCGAAAUAGUAACGUGAAAUUGAAAUGUAUGCGCGGUCGCGCGUAAAAAUCGCCAAGAAUUAACUAUAUUUAGAAUAUAGACAUGAAUCCAAAUGGAUAUCAAUGUCUAUAAUAGUUUUUUAGCUUUCAUCACAAGUGAAACGACGAAUGAUUUGUGUGUCUCAAUCAGAAUAAAGUUGAUUAAACUAGGACGUUAAGGUAAGAGUGCCGUAAUUAACAAUAAGAAUAUUUUGCUUCUUAGCAAGCACAUAUUGUAUCAUUAAGUAUUUCACGAAGUAUCUUGAACUCAAUAUCAUUCUCAAUGCGUACUGAGAAUAAAUGUAUGUAUACAACGACAGCAUAAUAAUUCCUAAAUGGCUGUUUCGAUCAUGUUUUCGGGAAAUAGUGUUAAAUAUAUAUAUAUAUUUUUAAACACAUGAAUCGUUAAAUUUUAAGUAAAUGAAUGUUAUUCA